UUUCUUCUAAAAUAUGGAAAAAUAUAAGUGUGGAGUUUAAUAUUUGCAAGUUUUAUAAAAAUUGCUUUUUUUAUGCUCUCAAUUAUUGUAAAGCUAUAUAAAUUAAUAAUUCUUAAGUUAAUAGUAUUACUAUUAGUAUACUGAGGAUCGAGAAACGUGGUUGUAAUUGUACUAUUAGUUAUUUGCAGAUGACGAAUCUAGAAAUGUAAGGAAAUUUGAGAAGGUUUAAAAAGUCGGGAGUUAACGAAAAAAAAUUGAACUUGAAACCUUGAAAUGUCAAGAAAAUUGUGACCCCUUUUUUAUCUUGAAUUUUCACUUUUAGGGUUAAUCAUGUCAAUUAUUAUGAGGGCUUUCCAGUUUGGAAUUUGGUUAUCAACUGUACAUCUAUUUGGGAAUGUCUUUAGUCAACCAGCUACAAGAUACUAAUUGGUAUCUCCAUUGAUGACUUGAGUUGCUAUGAAGUAAUGAUACAGAGGUUUGAAAACUGUUUUGAAGACUAUGCUGCCUUAUAAAAACUCGUGACCAAUAAUUCUCUAAAUGAAGAAAAUAGGCAUUUGUAACUGGCGGAUAUUGCAUUUCAUGAUUCCAUUCCGUGUGUGGAAUCUGAUUGAUGCUUUAAUAUGAGGAGAUCCAAUGUUAGUCAAGAAAUAGCAGCUUUGAAAUCUGAUUUGGCUUUUGAUCUUGAGAAGGCAAGUGCAUUUCAUGAUUCCAUUCCGUGUGUGGAAUCUGAUUGAUGCUUUAAUAUGAGGAGGUCCAAUGUUAGUCAAGAAAUAGCAGCUUUGAAAUCUGACUUGGCUUUUGAUCUUGAGAAGGCAAGUGCAAAUGAUGAACUUAGAACUGUAGAAUCAAACUUAUGUUUUAAUAUGCUUAGAACUAAUGCUAACCAAGAACAACAGGCUGCAGAUUUAGAUUCAUCCCUCAAUAUCAACAGACCUAAUGCAAAUCAAGAACUAUUGGCUGUGGAUUCAAAUUCACUUCUUAGCAUCAGCAGAUCUAAUGCUAAUCAAGUAAGGGAAUGUUUAAUGGAAAAUACGUCUGUAACCCCAGAGAAACCUCAUGAACAAGAGAAGAAAUCGUCUUUCCAAAUAACAAGUGUCACAGCUCAAAGAGCCAUAUUAAAUCUGCAUAGUGAUUUUUGUGAGUUAAAUUUGGAAAUCCUAAAUGGAAGAAAAAGAAUGGAUGUGGAUAAUGGUCAGUCUUCUGAGGACACAAAUGGCUGUAGUGGUAGCAGUAGCAGCAAUAGUUAUAGUACUAGUACCAUUAACAGCAAUAUGGUACAAUCCCCUAUUUCCUCUAGUCCAUCUGUACCUGUAGGUUCUGAACCCCCGGAGUUCGUCCCUUCUGGGAAUAUUAUUGAUUCCAAAAUACCUUUCUCCUUUUCUUCAGAUACUACAGCUUUUUCAGAAAAUGUAAUGAAACUACAAAUGGAUCAACAAGUAUUAUCAUUGGUAACAACUUGUGUCACAUCUAGCAACACCAAUAAGUUAUCUAUGGCUCCCAUAUCUCAUGAAAAACAAGAUCGAUUUAAGAUUGUGAAACUUGUGAGUAAUGAUCCUGUUAAACGAGGCCGAUGGGCUUGCACUGACUUUACUGAUAAAAAUGUAGCUCAUCAAGGUAUUGCCAAGUGUGAGAUGUCUCCUGAAGACAACUUUGCUAUAGGAUCCAGUAAUACUGGAUUACCAAAUGCACUUUAUAACGAACGUGUUGUUAACAAUUCAGGUAGUGCUUCACAUUAUUUAAUAAACCAAACAUAUCCAGUAAUUCCUGCUGAAGAGUUGACACUAAGCACUCACCAACACUCUCUUCCUUUAUACAAAAUUAUUUUUCCCGUAAGUGAAGCAUCACAAAGCAAUCCAGUCAAUCCAAACCAGAAUGUAGAAGAUGUUUAUUCUCAGGCUAUUACUUUUUCAAACCAGGUCCAUUCAGUUCGUAUUCCACAAUUAUCACAUUAUGUUUCCCAAGAGCCUAUUCUUACUCAAACUCAUCCCAAGAAUAUUUCAGAGAUUAUAUGUGAAACACUUACAGAAGAAAAAUCUAUAAGUCAUCAAGCCAUUUCUGAAGUUACUGAUCUGACAUCAACACCUCAAUUAUGUGUUCCAAGUACUUCAGACUUUCAGAAUUGUAACUCGCAAGUCCUACAUUCAGGAUUUACAUCUUUAAGUCAUACUGAAGUACAACAGUCUCUUCUUGAAGGUCCACCAUUAAUCCAUGUUUCCAAAGAUGAAAAUGCAGAGAGUAGUGCUUCAGACCUCAGUUCUUUAGCUAUAGACAACAAAAUUGAACAAGCUAUGGACUUGGUUAAGAGUCACCUUAUGCUUGCUGUCCGAGAAGAGGUGGAAGUAUUGAAAGAAAAAAUCAUAGAACUGACGGAAAAAAUCUCCCAACUUGAAUAUGAGAAUGGAAUUCUGAAAGCUAAUGCCUCUCAAGAAACACUAAGAAAAGUUACUGCAGUAGGUCUCCAACCAUUUUGUCAAACUCGGUUACAACAGCACUUAACAACCACGACUCAGUUAGCCAGUCACUUACAACAUCCCAGGUUAUUCACUCCAUGAGGUAGUCAAAACAUUGCUCAAAUUAGUGAGAACCAUGUAGCAUAUCAUCCAGAUUAAGAGAAGUUAGCAGGAUGGGUGGGCCAAUAUAGUAAGAAAUAUUUGAUGUUUUUUUGUCCUGUUAAUCAUUAAAGACCCUAAAAAUAAUAUGUUAUCUGUUAAGUGUCAGUGAUGCAUAUCAUGCUUAGUAAAUUACUGUCACAAGGUGCUUGUUUUGUACCAGAUUUGGUUUUUGUCAUAAAGUCUUCAUUAGUCUCAUAUUUUAUGGAACCAAAAAGUUCAAUACACAAGUUAAGUAUGGUUAUUACAAAAAAAAAUUCACUGUUUCCAAUUUGCAAGAUGUUUAUUAAAUAUAAAUACAUACACGUAUAUAAAUACGGCAUUGCGACCUUUUGACUCUUUACUUAUGUCGUCAUCGGGUGUAAGAAAAUACAAGGUCAAAAGAAUGUUCUAACCAUGUGAAAGAAGAACAACAAAAUUAUCCCACAAUGUUAUUGACUAUUUAGAAACAAUAUCAAUGGAGGAGAGGAAAUAAAAUUAAAGCAUUUGAUUUUUUAAAUAAACAUUAUAUUUGUAAAGCUGUUUAUUAGAAGAUCAUUUUAUGAAAAAGUUGCCUUAAAACAAGUUAAGUGUAUAAAAACACUGUUAUAUUUUUUAAAAAGUAAGAUAUUUGAUCUAUGGGUAGACUUCAUUUGGUUAAACUUCAAGGUUGGAAUUACCAAUACAUGUAAUGGUGAAUCCUCAGUAACUUAUUGCAUGUCUAGUUUCACAUCUGUGAUUUUGGAAUGCUGAAUUGGGUGGACUUAGAAGGAUGUUACUUGACCUAAAUGAGACUCCCAUAUGCUUGUGGAUAUAGAUGGUAAAAUAACAUUUAGUUUUUCCAAUAUUGGUGCGCUGCAGUCACCACAUGUGUAUUUAUAGACAAUCCAAGAGAAAAGAGAAAUAGAUAGAUGAUUCUGUAUUUUGAAGAAAUGUUUUAAUCUUAAGGACAGUUUGAAAAUGAUCUCAAGUUUGAUUUGCAGAUAUAACUUUCUUAAGUACAGUGCAGAAAGUAGGAAUUGCUUUGCAUGUCUUUUAGAUGAUAUAAGAUGUCAGUUAUAGAUUUUGUUCAGAAACUGAAAAAAACAAAUACAAAAAGAAUUACAAGUGAAAGACAAUAUGCAAGAAUAUUAACAUUUUACAGUCAGUUUAUAUUAAAAUACAUGAUUAUUAAGGAAAUUACUGAUGUUUAUAAAAAAAUAAUCCCCCCCCUUUCAUAUUGCUCCACUGCAAAAGAAGCUUGAAACUGGUGUGCAAACCAUUUUCUGUGUUUUGUAUCAAGUUGAUCAGUAUGUUAAAUAAAUAUCAAAAUAUUUUUACCAUUUAGGUUUCUUUGUAGUGUACGCUAAUACAGUUGUACUUUAAAAUAGUGGUAUUAAAACUUCUUUAAAUCGGUUAUCACUUUGGAACAUUUAGUUUUAGAAAAGAAUCUGGUACAAGAUGGACAAUUAACCAAAUAUGAACACAGCUCGAAAACUUAAAAAGAGAAGUAAAUAAACUUUGUUAAUUGGUUCCUUUUGGAGUAGUAUAUAGAACAUAUAUUUAUUUUGGUAUA
Molecule: messenger RNA, 4143 nt
Organism: Limulus polyphemus (Atlantic horseshoe crab)
Lineage: Eukaryota; Metazoa; Arthropoda; Merostomata; Xiphosura; Limulidae
Exons: 6
Coding region: 744-2552 (602 amino acids)
Biological process (GO): regulation of transcription by RNA polymerase II
Source: RefSeq, a predicted model, not a curated record